This is a messenger RNA of Beta vulgaris subsp. vulgaris (sugar beet), 2522 nucleotides long. Its product is annotated as mitochondrial arginine transporter BAC1. NCBI's taxonomy places the organism in Eukaryota, Viridiplantae, Streptophyta, Magnoliopsida, Caryophyllales, Amaranthaceae. Gene Ontology annotation, biological process: mitochondrial L-ornithine transmembrane transport. Gene Ontology annotation, molecular function: L-ornithine transmembrane transporter activity. The transcript is spliced from 7 exons. The coding region runs from base 1207 to 1935 and encodes 242 amino acids. The record is from RefSeq and is a predicted model, not a curated record.
GGGGAGGGGACUAGGAGAGCUGACUAGGGAGGUAUUGGUUUUUAUAGGGGUGGCAAAAGGCCAUGAUAAUGGGCAAUGUUAAUGGGUUUCGGGUAUAGCAUGGUUAGGCUCGUGGUUAAUGGCAGAGAGGUUAGACGAUUGGGGAGGGUUCAAAAAUUGCUGAUUUUAAGUGGUGUUUGGACGGACACAGUAAAAAGGUGAUUCAGUGAACAAAGCAUUGGACCUAGGGUUGAUUUCUAUAUUUGCCCUGUGCCGGAUAUGAAGAAAAGAUUCUUACUUAAGGGUGGUUUUUAGCUAAGAUGGCAUUCAAGUGUUGUGGAUUGCCUGGAUGAUGAUUGUGCUGGAUGGAAGUCGAUGAACUAUAAGUAAUCACAGGAAAUUAUAUAGUGUCUGAAAUUGCUGUUGAAAGUCUUCCUCCCAAUAAGUGAUGUGGAUGUAGCCUUUUUCUUUGCAUGCUUUCCUAGAUUAGUUACAUGGUUUUACUUAUUCUUUGGAAUUGAAGUUUAUAUGUAACAAAAAUGAUUCUUUUAAUGUCUUUUAUUUGUAUUAGUUAAAUUAUUGAAUUUGAAGGGCCCUACAUGGCUAUGCUUGUUAUGCAUAUGGGUCCUUCAAAAAAGUUUAUAUGUAGGGUUGUUUUAGAAAAGUUGUUAAGAGUUUGUUUAUUCUCAUUAGAAGAGUUAAGGCUUAUUCUCAUUUACAAUGUUAAUAGAUACUCCCUCAAAUAAUUGUCUAGUAUAGUAUUUUAGUCCGUUCAUAUAUAAUUGUCUAGUAUAGUAUUUUAGUCCGUCCAUAUAUAAUUGUCCUAUUACCUUAAUGGAAAAUUAGCUUCACCCAACCCACUCAUCGCAUGCAUCUGGGUCCGUCUACGAACUUUAUCUCUCUCACUCUUUUUCAACAUAUUACUCCCUCCAUUUUUUUAAUCUACACACUUUCCUUUUUAGUCCGUUUCUUUUUAAUCUACAUACCGUUGUUUUUUCUAUUUUUGGUAACAUAUUAUUGGGAUUAGGAGCGCAAACGGAAGCAAAUUUAGAGAUUGAGAAAAGUGGAUAAAGGAUGGACAAAGAAAGUUAGAAAAUAAUACACACAAUUUAAUGUGGGAAAAUCCUCAAACGAGGUAAACAACCCACCAACGAGGCAACGACGAGCACUUAUUAUCCAAUAUAUGAAAAAGGGUACGAGAGUACAACUCCAAAGGGUAAAAAGAUAAUGGUAAGAGGGCUUUACCGAGGUGCUACCUCUUCUUUCAUUGGGAUGGGCUUUGAAAGUUCACUUUUUUUUGGCAUAUACUCGCAAACAAAACACUCUCUCCAGGUUAAGCUACAAAGUUCUGGACCAGAUCCCCUUGUCAUAUUUCCAUCAGCGGCAUUUUCUGGAGCUAUAAUCAGCUUUGUGCUUUGUCCUACUGAGCUAGUUAAGUGCAGGAUGCAAGUUCAAGGAACUGGUUCUUUGAUUCCGAUGUCCAGCACAUAUACCAGUACUGUUGAUUGUGCUCUAAAAACUUUAAGAACUGAGGGGGUAACAGGGAUCUUCCGUGGAGGGAUGGCAACCUUUUUGAGAGAAUCUUUGGGUAAUGCAGUGUUUUUUACUGUUUAUGAGAAUGUCAGACAUUUCAUGCACUUGCAACUUAAAGAUGCUUCUAGAGAUCAUAAAGGCUUGGCAGACUUAGGAGUUGGGAUCAUCAGUGGUGGCCUUGGUGGUAUCGCUUUUUGGUCUACUGUUUUGCCUGUGGAUGUGGCAAAAACCAUGAUUCAAACCAACCCAGAUCCGAACUACUCGAGAAAUCCUUUCCAAGUAUUGAAGUUGGUCUACAAGCAAGCUGGGCUAAGAGGAUGUUAUGCUGGCUUAGGUCCUACAAUAGCGAGGGCGUUUCCAGCCAAUGCAGCAGCAAUUGUCUCCUGGGAAUUUGCCAUGAAAGUUUUAGGCAUCAGACACUAGUAAAUAGUAAUUAUCUUUCUGACAUGACUGCUUAGAAAGAUUCAUUUCCGGCGAAUUGAAGCAGAGUAAUUUGAUGGAGGCCAGAGGUUGUGCAGUUGAAAGAAAAAUUACUGAAGUUAAUUAGCUCAAGUAUGAAUGUCCUUUCAACUUUGACGACCCGUUUGGUUAGUGGUACUAAAUGGUAGUAAUAGCAAUGUUUUCUAGUGUAAAUUUGUGAAGGCAUUCUUAUGUCGACAUCUAUGGUAAUGCUAUUUUAUCCCAAAACACCUAUUUUCUUCCUAAAAUUUCAUUACCAUCCAUUACCACUUGAAAAGGUGAUACUGAGUGAUAAAGACAAUUUAUAACGGAAAACCCAUGUUUUGACAUCUAGUUUCAUUACCAUGGAUAUCUUCACAAUUUACACUAAAAACUAUUACUAUUACCACCAUUUAGUACCACUAACCAAACGGGCCGUGAAUGUUUUAGUGAUUAGGCAUCGUAGGAGUCUCGUUGAAUCAUCUCAUGAAGUAUAACUUGACUUGGGAUAGUUCUGAGCUGUUCCACAGCCCCGGCAUUCGAUUACUGCUAUGAGUAUAUUGUUAUCAAUA